GCGUCAUAACAUUAUAGCUUAUAACGGACAGGCAGUACAGUCUUCCAAGCCCCGUGAGGAAUUAAAGACGAAAAAUUAUAAACCGAGAAGCGAUGUUUCAAAAUAUGUUAUAGUGUUUCCAAUUGUGCGGUUGGUGCUCCAAGUUAUUACAGCGGGCAGUUCAGUUGUAGUUGAACGCCAGGUAAAAUGGCUUCUGGCAUAAAAUGUCACCCUUCAUGUGUUGUUGCCUUCAAUGAUCUGAAAAUGAAUAAACGACAUCGUUAUAUUUUGUUUCACAUUCAUGAAAAGGAAGAAAUACGUAUCUUAAGACAAGCUGAUCGAGAUGCAACUUAUAGUGAUUUCUUGAACGAUUUAAUCGAAGCUAUGAAGAGUGGUGAGGGUCGGUAUGCUGUAUAUGAUUAUGAAUAUCCCAAUAAAGGGACUGCCUUGUUUUUUAUUGUUUGGACUCCCACAAGUUCAAAUAUAAAGACUAAAAUGAUAUAUGCUGCUUCAAGAGAUGCCAUAAAGUCUCAGUUACAAGGAAUUAAACAUUGCUUAGAAGCUCAUGAUCUUGACGAUAUUUGUGAGGAGCAGUUGAGUAGGAAGGGUCAACCAGUACAAAGCUGCUGAAUAACUUGAACUUCCAAUCAGAUUUAAUCAUACUAAAUUCCGUAACUGCAUUUUGUUUAUGCUUGUUUCCUUCGUUGUCUGGUUUUAUUUGGUACAAUUAUAGGGUAUUUGUAUUUAAUUUUUGAUUCCGGUUAAUUUUUUUUUGUACUUUGCCCCAUAAAACUCAAAGUCUCAGUAUCUGCUGUUGGGGACAGUGUGGUUCUGCUUUUCACUUUGAUCACUUAUUUCCCAAUAAAUUUAUUAGGUUACUUUUGGUAGACUUUUUGUUCUAGUGAA
Trichobilharzia szidati is the source of this 885-nucleotide messenger RNA. NCBI's taxonomy places the organism in Eukaryota, Metazoa, Platyhelminthes, Trematoda, Strigeidida, Schistosomatidae. The record is from the annotation of a GenBank genome assembly.